Talaromyces proteolyticus is the source of this 843-nucleotide messenger RNA. RefSeq names its product dienelactone hydrolase family protein. The transcript has 2 exons. Gene Ontology annotation, molecular function: hydrolase activity. The coding region runs from base 1 to 843 and encodes 280 amino acids. The record is from RefSeq and is a predicted model, not a curated record. NCBI's taxonomy places the organism in Eukaryota, Fungi, Ascomycota, Eurotiomycetes, Eurotiales, Trichocomaceae.
AUGUCUUGUCCGCAAUGUUUCUCGGGCAGCGUGCAUGAGGGCACACCCAAGGGCGAGAUCACCAAGCUCCACGGCCUAGACGCCUAUGUGAGCGCGCCACCGCAGGAGCCCGCCAAGGGUAUUGUGAUCAUCGUCCCUGACGCUUUUGGCUGGGAAUUCGUCAACCUUCGUCUUCUGGCAGACCACUACGCUGAGAAGGGCAAUUUCAAGGUGUACUUGCCUGAUUUCAUGAAUGGCCAUCCAGCGUCCACUGCUGUUCUCACUGCAGUGCCAAAAUUGGUAGGAGGAGGGGGUCUGUGGGCAUGGUUGGCCAAACCGUACUGGCUUUUUCUCCUGGUGAAAAUCAUGGUUCCGUUCUUCAUCCACAAUCGGUUUGGAAAGGUCUGGCCCGUUGUUGAGAGUUUCUUCAAGACAGUGCGUGAAAACGAAGGCGCCAAUCUUCCUAUCGGGGUCGCUGGGUUUUGCUGGGGCGGCAAACACUCUGUUGUUCUGGCUCAUGGGACGAGCAGCGUCAAUGGCAAGCCAUUGAUCGAUGCUGCUUUUACUGGCCACCCGAGCAUGCUGGACUUCCCCAGUGAUAUUGAGAAGAUCAAGAUCCCGACCUCGUUCGCACUAGCCGGAGAAGACUUUGUUGUGCCGGCUUCCAAAAUUGAAUUGAUCCAGAAGAUCAUCGAGGCGCAGCCUGAAGAGACCAAGGGCGAGUCCAAGGUCUAUGUUGGAACCGGCCACGGCUUCUGUGUUCGAGCAGAUCACAUUUCCGUAGAGAAGGAGCGCGCGGCGACCGAGGCUGAGGACCAGGCUGUUUCUUGGUUUUUGAAGUACUUUGCAAAGACGUCUUACUGA